AUGGCUUCCCAAAUCUCUGUUUGCGCUAGUGCCAUGCUUCCAUUUUCUGCUGUGAAACUCCCAGCAGCCAAGUCGAAUUAUCCUUCCAACCUAUCCCUUCAAUCAUCCUUUCACUCCUUGAGAGGUACCCGUCCUGUUGGAAUCAUCAAAGCACAGCAUGAUAAGAACUCUGAGAGUGGAUUUCAGCCCAUUCAUUCACAAGCUUCACAAGACAGCGUGCUUUCUGAUGAGGCUGUGAAGAAUGAUGGAUUUGCUGAAUCUUUUCACCAGGUUAUGGUGACGAACAAGAUUAGAGCGCAGAUAAAUGAGGUGAAGAGGAUGCUGAGGUCCAUGGAAGAUGGAGAGAUAAGCAUAUCAGCUUAUGACACAGCCUGGGUUGCCCUGGUGAAAAACGUUGAUGAUGAAAAUAAGCCACAAUUCCCAUCUUCUCUUCAAUGGAUUGUGGACAAUCAACUUGCUGAUGGCUCAUGGGGUGAUGAGUUAUUUGUGGCCCAUGACAGGAUUCUGAACACCUUGGCAUGUGUCAUUGCCUUAAAAUCAUGGAACGUGCACCCUGAGAUGUGUGACAAAGGAAUGAAGUUUUUUGUGGAAAAUCUGAACAAAAUUCAAGAUGAGAAUGCUGAGCACAUGCCCAUUGGGUUUGAAGUUGCUUUUCCUUCUCUUCUCAAUAUUGCUAAAAGUUUGAAUAUUGAAGUGCCUGAAGAUUCUCCAAUCUUGAAGGAAAUAUUUUCUAUGAGAGACCAAAAGCUCAAAAAAAUACCAAGAGAUGUGUUGCACAAGGUUCCAACCACAUUGCUUCAUAGUUUGGAAGGAAUGCAGGACUUGGAUUGGAACCAACUUCUACAGCUUCAAUCUCAAGAUGGAUCGUUCUUGUUCUCUCCAUCCUCCACAGCUUUUGCUAUUAUGCAAACGGGUGACAAAAAUGCUCUCAACUACCUACAGAAAAUUGUUGAGAAGUUCAAUGGAGGAGUUCCAAAUGUCUUCCCGGUGGACUUGUUUGAGCACAUAUGGGCUGUGGAUCGGCUAGAACGCCUUGGAGUUUCGAGAUAUUUUAAACAAGAGAUUAAGGACUCUAUGAACUAUUUGGCAAGAUACUGGACGGAGAAAGGUAUUUGUUGGGCGAGAAAUUCAGAAGUUCAAGAUAUUGAUGACACGGCAAUGGGAUUUAGACUUCUCAGGUUGCAUGGUCAUCAAGUUUCGCCUGAUGUGUUCAAGCAUUUUGAGAAAGAUGGUGAAUUCUUCUGUUUUGCGGGACAGGUGAACCAAGCCGUGACAGGCAUGUUCAAUCUGUAUAGAGCUUCUCAAGUGAUGUUUAAAGAUGAGGAAAUUCUUGAGAAUGCCAGGAGCUUCUCUGGCAGUUAUUUAACGAAGAAACGUUUUGCAAAACAGCUUUUCGAUAAAUGGAUCAUAACUAAAGAUUUACCUCGCGAGGUUGGUUAUGCUCUGGAUGUGCCGUGGUAUGCUAGUCUACCCCGAGUAGAGGCAAGAUUGUACCUUGAGCACUACGGUGGUAAGAAUGAUGUUUGGAUUGGCAAGACCCUUUACAGGAUGCCGUACGUGAAUAAUGAUGUUUAUCUGGAACUUGCGAAAUUGGAUUAUAAUAAGUGUCAAGAAGUGCAUAAGAAAGAGUGGGAAGAAAUCCAAAGGUGGUACCUGGAAUGCGAACUAGAAGGGUUUGGAGUGGACAAAGAUAGACUCCAAUACGCUUAUUUUGUCGCAGCAGCCAGCAUAUUUGAGCCUGAGAGGUCUUUAGAGAGACUUGCAUGGGCUAAAACAAAAAUUUUGAUCCGGAUAAUGAAGGCGAAAUGUAAAGUUAUAGAAACUACAGAUGAAUUUGGAAAUCAGAUAAACGAAAUCAACAACUUGAAUAAGUGGUUAAAGGACAGGUUAGAUGAAAAACUCAUGGGAGUUUGGCAGACAACCCUUGAUCUCAUUGGCUUCCAAAUGUUUAAGCGCCAUGACCAAGAAAAUUCACAUUAUUUGACUCGAAUGUGGCAAAGUUGGUUCGCAAGCAAGCAUAGUAAAGGACUCAAAUCCCCAGGAGAUGCCGAACUAAUUGUGCAAACAAUAAUUUUAACCUCUGGCAAUUGGUCAGAAGAUCUAGAGCUUGAUCCUCGGUACCAAAAAUUGCUUGACGUCACUAGGAGAGUUUGCCUGAGCAUCUAUAAUUUCGAAUACAACUGGGUACAGGUUGGCAGCGAUUGCAAGGAAGUAGAGGCAGGGAUGCAAGAACUGGUGCAAUUGGUGGUUCAAAGUUCUCCAAAUGAUCUGCCUUCAAGUAUCAAGAAUACAUUCCUCAUGGUGGCCAAGAGUUUCUACUAUACAGCUUACUGUGAUCAUGGGACCAUUUCCUAUCAUAUUUAUAAAGUUCUCUUUCAAAAAGUGAUCUGA
Molecule: messenger RNA, 2391 nt
Organism: Vicia villosa (hairy vetch)
Lineage: Eukaryota; Viridiplantae; Streptophyta; Magnoliopsida; Fabales; Fabaceae
Product: ent-copalyl diphosphate synthase 1-like
Exons: 15
Coding region: 1-2391 (796 amino acids)
Biological process (GO): gibberellin biosynthetic process
Cellular component (GO): chloroplast
Molecular function (GO): terpene synthase activity; magnesium ion binding
Source: RefSeq, a predicted model, not a curated record